AUACUGGCCAGCAGUAAACAUGGCGGCUAGAGCUCCAUGAACGUCAUGGCCUGACUGAGGUGACUCGGCGCGGGAUUCGGAAGGCGACUAAAGCUUGUUCGCUGAUCAGCAUGUUCUGUGAAAAGGCCAUCGAGCUGAUCCGGGAGCUGCAGCGAGCUUCUGAGGGACAGCUGCCUGCCUUCAAUGAGGAUGGAGUGAGGCAGGUACUUGAGGAGAUGAAAGCUUUGUACGAACAGAAUCAAUCAGAUGUUAAUGAAGCAAAAACAGAAGGUCGAAGUGAAUUAAUACCAACUAUUAAGUUCAGACACUGCUGCCUGCUACGAAACCGACGCUGCAUUGUUGCAUAUCUCUAUGACCGCCUGCUUCGGAUCCGAGCUCUCCGCUGGGAGUACGGCAGCGUGUUACCAAAUGCUCUGCGGUUCCAAAUGUCUGCCGAAGAGACUGACUGGUUUAAUCAGUACAAGAAAUCCCUGGCAACGUAUAUGAGGUCUCUGGGAGGUGAUGAAGGUCUGGACAUAACACAAGAUAUGAAGCCCCCCAAAAGUCUGUACAUAGAGGUGCGCUGCUUGAGAGAUUAUGGUGAAUUUGAGAUUGACGAUGGCACAACAAUUCUGCUGAAGAAAAACAGCCAGCAUUUUCUGCCAAGAUGGAAAUGUGAGCAGCUGAUCCGACAAGGCGUUCUGGAGCAUGUGUUGUCAUAGAGAUGUGCGGCCUUUUCCUAUUAAUUAGACCUGUAUUAUAUACUUUGUAAAUAUGGAUUUGUACUUUAAUAAACAUUAA
Molecule: messenger RNA, 780 nt
Organism: Nanorana parkeri
Lineage: Eukaryota; Metazoa; Chordata; Amphibia; Anura; Dicroglossidae
Gene: GINS1
Product: GINS complex subunit 1
Exons: 7
Coding region: 111-701 (196 amino acids)
Biological process (GO): DNA replication; DNA strand elongation involved in mitotic DNA replication
Cellular component (GO): GINS complex
Source: RefSeq, a predicted model, not a curated record